Limulus polyphemus (Atlantic horseshoe crab) is the source of this 2871-nucleotide messenger RNA. RefSeq names its product allatostatin-A receptor-like. The coding region runs from base 217 to 1386 and encodes 389 amino acids. The transcript is spliced from 3 exons. Gene Ontology annotation, cellular component: membrane. Gene Ontology annotation, biological process: G protein-coupled receptor signaling pathway. Gene Ontology annotation, molecular function: G protein-coupled receptor activity. The record is from RefSeq and is a predicted model, not a curated record. Lineage: Eukaryota; Metazoa; Arthropoda; Merostomata; Xiphosura; Limulidae.
AAACAAAAGUGAUGCGAGCGCCUCUUUCUCCAUUCACUUGCGCUGCGGAAUCCACUCCAUCAACAAGUGAGCUUGCGACCUUCUCACAGCGGACAGACAAAUAAAGAACCAUAGUAGAUCACUUUUCACCAGAAGUGGAAAACAGUGCACUGUUUCAAUUCCAAGUGAGUCAUAAGUGGAAGUUGUUUGGAUUUAUAGAUUCACAGAAGUUAAAACAUGGAGUACAUGGAUAUUGAAAUUGAUGUUCAAAACUACAGUCCUUCUACAGAAAGUACCCAUGAUACAACGAGAUUUUCUAUCUUCAACAUGUUUAACUCCUCUCUUCAAGAAAUGUACAACAUGAGUAACAUUUCUGUCAGUGGGAAUGACAGCAAACAAGAAGACAUAGACUAUCCUCAAGCUGAAGAAAUGGAACGGAUUCUUAGUAUUGUUGUACCUAUUCUUUUUGGCACCAUAUUCAUUGUUGGACUAUUUGGCAACUUUCUUGUCGUCAUUGUUGUCUUGUUUAAUCCUCAGAUGCGGUCUACUACCAAUCUUUUGAUCAUAAAUCUGGCAGUGGCAGACCUCCUGUUCAUAAUUUUUUGUGUUCCUUUCACAGCAUGGGACUAUUCUCUUCCUUAUUGGCCAUUUGGUGGCGUAUGGUGCCGCAUCGUGCAAUACUUAGUGAUUGUGUGCGCCUACGCCAGUAUUUACACUCUAGUCCUUAUGUCUCUCGAUCGGUUCAUGGCUGUAGUACACCCUAUAACGUCAAUAUCAAUCCGCACAGAAAAAAAUGCAUACAUUGCUAUUGGCAUCACAUGGUCGUGUAUUAUUCUUGCUUGCGUACCAGUCCUUCAGGCCCAUGGGUUAAUGAACUACAUGUUCAGGCAGAAAGAGCAUUCCGUUUGUGUGUUCCUUGCAAAUGAGGGCUAUAAUCACGCUGCCUUUCAGAUUUCAUUCUUCCUGUCUUCCUACGUAGUACCAUUGGUGUUGAUAUUUGCCCUUUACAUGCUCAUACUGAAAAGAUUAUGGUUCCAUGCAGCUCCUGGUGGAAAGAUGAGCGCAGAAAGUCACAAGUCAAAGAAACGAGUCACGCGAAUGGUGGUGAUUGUUGUCCUGAUUUUUGCCAUUUGUUGGUUUCCCAUACAGAUCGUUCUGGUACUCAAAAGUUUGAAUAAAUAUCACCUGGAAACAGCCACAAUCGUUGUUCAGAUUGCCUCUCACAUCCUGGCUUAUAUGAACUCAUGCGUAAACCCUAUUCUUUAUGCUUUUCUGUCCGACAAUUUUCGCAAAGCUUUUCGGAAGGUAAUCUCUUGUAGUCCAGGACAUAAUAACACAAACAGACAACGAGAAACAACUGGGACUUGUGCAACUAAAAGUACCAAUCUGAAUAACGAUAUUUUGUAAGAAGGUUUUGUGGACCUCUAAUAAUAUCAUGAAAGUUUCCUGAUAUACAUUAGACCAGCUUAGCUUUUCUGAGACAAAACUUUGUUUCUAUCUAACCAAAAGACAAAAACAAUAAAAAAAGCAAUUAUUUAAAAAAGUCGUAGAUAUAAAUUAUCUUUUAAUAAAAAAGAUUUUGUCACUUUUUUUUCACAACCCAUUAUCCUGUUAUUGCUGUCAAUAGAUAACUAUGUCGGCAUUGUUUGAGACUUGGAUUGUGUAACAAUUCUUAUUGUUUCACUGCUUGUGAUUUUUAUAGUCUUCUAUUAGAUGUAUUUUUGGGGUGCACUUCCGAGAACAUCUUUUUGGGAUGCAUUUCCGAUAACAACAACUAUAAAGUUAAGACUAAAUAUUCUUUAAUUCAAAUUCAGUGAGUAUUUGUGGUAGAUGUUCAGGAAUACUUGCUGCCGUAAAUUUCUAUUAUAGAAGAAAUACUGAUGUCAAAGUUACCAGAAUAAUAUGAGCCUGAAAGACCGGAGGCUAUAGCUUUAAACUGUUACUCACCGCCAAACCUAGCCUGUGGCUAAUAACUACGAGCUCUUUUUCUUGAAAUGCGGAUUUAGUGUGAUGUUAAAAACAAGACUAAACUGAAAAGAACUUUAACGAAAUGUGUGCAUUGGAUUACACAUAGUUUAAUGAUUACGAAGAAUGUGCUAUGUGUUAUAAAACAAAAAGUAAUCACAGUAUCGUGACUUAACUUUAGAUAGUAAAUUAAUUAUAGUUUAGAUUUGUUUUGUCAACAGCUGUGCAUAUCAAGAACACUUCAAACUAGAACACUGACAUUGUAUCGAGCGGUCCUGGAAGACAAUAGCUUCUGAGAGAAAAGUAGGGAGAGCCGAUGAGAUUUGAUUUAUUUAAUAAUAGCUAUUUAGGGUAUAUGUAGACAUAUGCCGUUAUAACUGAAUCACAAUUAGAAGUAAAAUAGGUACGUUGUAUUUAUUUACGUGUGUGUGUGUGUAAUGCUGAUUCUGAGUUUAGAGCCUAGAUGUUAUAAAAGUGUUUUUGUUCAAUGUAAAAAUAUUUGUCUUUUAAGAUCUCUGAAUACUUAGCUAUUUUUUCGAUAUUUAAACGUCUUAUGAGUGUUUUUUGGGCUUCCUAAUUAAGGUAUAUGUACUAGCAUAGUUUAAUUAUUGCAACAGUAUAUAUAUAUAUAUAUAUACGUGUGGUUUAUAAUAUAAAUACUUUAGUAUUUCUGGCGCUGUUUGUUUGCGGGGCUCCACAAACAACGUCAGGAAACACUUGGUAGUAAUAGAACGCAUGUUUCUCUAGCUUCGAUUGUGUUUAAUAUAUAUAUACACGUGUAGCAAGUGCGUUAAUAAAACGUUAAUAUAUUUCACAUCAAUAGUUUCACUGUUAUCCAAUAUGGCUGUAUUCAUUAUAAACCUCUGUUUUUAUAUUGUAACUUAGUAUGAUCGUUGUCAAAUAAAGUUUGUGAGUUUUGUUCUGCUA